Neocloeon triangulifer is the source of this 1639-nucleotide messenger RNA. It is a transcript of the gene CycG, whose product is annotated as cyclin G. Lineage: Eukaryota; Metazoa; Arthropoda; Insecta; Ephemeroptera; Baetidae. Bases 299 to 1177 code for a protein of 292 amino acids. The transcript has 4 exons. The record is from RefSeq and is a predicted model, not a curated record.
CAAACCCCUUGUACAAACCAAGCUCUUAAAUCAAACGCCGAUGAAGGCCAAAAUUUUUUAGGCGUAGUUUGCCGCUAUUUUUUCUUUUAACUGGAGGCUCCAACCUGAAAAGCGCUCAAAGGACGACUUGAACAACUCUAGAACAACUCACCUUCGUUAAUCAACCAUCCCUCAGAGAUUCUCUGACCCUUCCCGUGCUAUAUACGACUUGACAUUUGAGUUGUGAAUAUGACGCAAUUCACUGUUCAAGUUGGCCGAUGAGCGUCAACUACGGAACCUUUCAACUUAGAGAGCCCGAAUGGGUCACCUGCUGGAGGAGGGAGAGAUGGUGCUGGACAAAGAGGAAGAUGCGUGGGUGCAGCUCGAGAGCCUCAUUGAGCAAGAGCCACUCUUCCAGCCUCUACUGCAGUUACCCUUGGUGGCCAGAGACAAUAGCGAAGUGACUGCCGGAAUGAGAGACGAGACGGUGCAGGUUCUGCGUUGUCUGAAGGUUUGCUUCGACCUUCCGGCGGAAGUCCUGCUGCUGGCCACCUUGAGCAUGGACCGCUUCCUGACCAAGAUGCGCGCUCUGCGUCGCCACCUGGCCGUCAUUGGCGUUGCCGCUCUUCAUUUGGCCGCACGUGCCCUCCAGCCGGAAGGGACCUGCCCAGAGUUGGCCGUCCUUGCAGCCGUUUCUCAGUGCGGCUGCACUGCUGCUGACCUUGGACGCAUGGCAGCCUUGAUGGAACUCAAGCUGGGCUCCUCGAUUGCAGCCACGGCUUUUGACUUCCUCGUCUCCUUUAGGUCUAUCCUGGGGCUCACAGGACCCAAUUCUGCUGCUCUUGAAGUCCUUGCAGCCGACUCCGCUUGUUCCAACUUCCGGCCCUGCGAACUGGCUCUGGUGCUCUUGCAUUUGCACAUUCAGGAUAGCCCUGAGAAGAUAAGGCUGGCCCUUUCAAAGCCUAUUUCGGACAUCUACUACGCCUGCAAGAUAAAUGAAAACAGUCUGUGGUACUGCUAUGAAGUUGUCCUGGCCAGUUUGAAGCAGUACGAGGAACAACCAAAAAGUUCCCAAAACAAGCAGCGUCUUGUGUGGCGUCUUUCGCAGCGAACCUACCGCACCCUGCGCCCCACAAGCCUAUUUGAUAGAGAGCUUGAAACUAUCCUUGAAGAGAACCUCAAAUUAUCAGUCGAAUGAAUGAUUUCCAUUCCUAAUCUCCCCCAAAACACAGAUUCUGGUAGCCAGUAAUUUUUAUUUACCUCUUAUAUUGUCAUGGUGCUUAUUUUAAAAUCUAGUGUUAAAUUUUAUAUGAUGCUCAGAGAUGAAUUUGAUUCAUACAUUUAUUGUCUAUUUGUCCACUAUCAAUGUUUACUUCAAUUAUAAUUGGAAAACAACUUGUUUUUAAAAUUAAGAAAAAUUUUGGACAAAAUGGCACCAACCACUAGCAAAUGUUUUUGCAGGGCAUCGGUGGCAUUAUCAGCGUACUGAUGCAAUUUAAAAAACUAGUGCUCUUUGAAAACUACACUGGUGAAGCAUUUUUUACUUUCUUAUCCAACAGUGCCAAUUUGAGAUAGUACAAAAUUUGAGUCCAAUCAUUCUCAAUGUGAGCUUCAAUUUUGUACAGAUUUUCUACAAAAUAAACAAGACUAGUCCAUCAAG